AAUAGACUAUCAAACAAGGUUUCGGGCACUAUGGGGAUAAUCGACUAAUAAGCUCUUUCGUUAAUCAGCUGGUUCUGAUAUGGUUAUCGCCGCAGUCUUUUCCCUUGAAUUCUUCAGGAGCACUUUCCCUGCUGCACAGUCCCCAUGAAUCGCACAGAAAAAGUUAUAUCCGACGUUACCAUUGAACGAACGCAGAAGGCAUUGGAUGAUGCUACCUCAAAGUUAAACUCGACCUCUGUUAGAAAGCUCGACAAGUGGGAUCAGGCAGAGGACUGUGUCGCCCAGACUGUUCAAGAAGCUGAAUCGGCGUACGAUUUCUACACCCAGAAUGCAGCCAUCAACUCGGCGUCUGACGCGAUGGUCACGGACCUCUCGAAGAAGAAUAUGGGUAACUUUCUGGGAGAGGCAAAGAAGGUGAUGGAGGCCCUGGAUGUUCUGCAACAGGUUCACCCGUUUGUUGGUGUGGCUAUACUCGCUUUCAAGGCUGUCGUGAAUCUUGAGCUAACAAGAAGAGACAAUGAUCGUAGAGUUGGAUUGAUGUUAGCUCAAGCAUCUGACAUGAUGACCAUACUUCUUCAACUUAAGGAUACUAGGGAUCUUGCCAUCGUAGGACCUCACGGCGACAUUCGGGGGCGAUUGGAUCGUGUCCUGGACGGCAUCAAGAAAGACAUCGAGGAUUGCGGAAAUGCCAUCGACAAAUACUACAAGUCCAAAUUCAUGGUGAAAUUCUUCAGAUCAUCCCAUUGGGCGAGCGAGUUCCUGAGAGUUUGCAACAGCUUUUCCCAGCGUACGCAGGAUCUCCAACUCGCCUUAAAUAUCAGGACAACCUUGAGAGUUGAUAUCGCCAUUGAUAAGCUGGACAAGCUGAUCCGGACGCAAACCGAUCGCGAAGCAAUAUUCGAGAAAGAAGUACAAAUGCGGGGUGGUAGGGAGAAAUGUUUGGAGAGUGAAGACAAACUAGUUGAGCUACUGAAAAUCGCCGAGCAACGGGAAGGGCGUUCACAGAAUAAAGCGCAUGCUGAGGCUCCCACCAAAGAUGUCAACAAGCCUGCUUCAAAGACCACUUCUGCGAAUGGAUCAGUCGGCGAGCCGUCUCGCCUUGAUGCAUCGCUGCUUCACGAACUGCGUGCUCCAUUAUGCGACUUACUUGAUGAGAAUCGCACACUCUUCAUGUUCAAGCUCGAUGCACAGACAUCCGACAUUAAAGAUUCCAUCAAGGAUUCUGAAACGCGCAUCAUGUGGGCCUUCAACAGCAGAUUUCGACGAGUCAAGGAUCCGAACCUCCGAUAUAUCUGGAAAGAGAUGAAAUGGACAACCAGUGUCAAGACAUUGUACUUCAUUGCAGAACUCCAUGAUUAUUACGUGAACCGUUUCUCCCGCCUCCGUCAUAAUACUUCACCCCCAGAAGCCGUGUCAGAUGCUUCGCCAUUGGUAUUGCGAGUUCCAUCUCCAACUCCCACUGUCUCUGUCAUGUCCGACUCAGAAGGAGAAGACCGCGAUCUUCCAGUAGUCGAUCCUUCAUACCAAGAACUUCCUACUAUCGAUCCUGCAGACAAAUGGUGCUUGAAAUAUUUGUCCGUCUUCUACGUCCCAAGUUUAUCUGAAGGCUUCGAUGGCGAUGCGAAUGGCUUGGUCAGCAUAAGGGAGGUGAAUGCUUUCACGUCUGCGAUGCCUUUCGGUUGGACUCUACCACAGGCACUGGCAUACUGGGCUGCAGGCUGGAGAGUGGAUAGCCAAUACUACCAUUCACGAAUCGAACAAGUCUUAAACAGCAUGGUCUAUGCGCAAGCAGAUGCACUUCCAGAAAACAGGAGGUGUAUCGCCACAUACUUGGACUCAUAUGUCAUCGAUGGUAUCAAAAGACUCGUUCGUUCUCUUGCAGAGCUUGGAUCGGAGGAUUCGGACUUGGAUCUCGUACAAUUGAUUGCUCGGCGCCGCGAAGCUCAUGAGAAGACAUUGGCGGAUAAGCUCAACAUUGUCAAGUAUGAAAUCGACUCUAAAGAGUCUAUCAAACUUUUUGGAUCUGGUCGCAUCGAAAACUUCUUGCUACCUUUACUUUACCUCGUGAUCAGGAGGCAUUUGCAGAUCAUGAAACUCGCAAGCACAGUAAUUCUGGUCGAGAGAGAGCUUGAGUCUGCAACUCAAACGAUGGAAAAUAUCUUGGAAGGGGUGUCUCUGCGCGUGGACUCACUGGCAGAAUCAUUUCGUCAGCAGGGCAAUGAUCCAAAAGCGAGAUUCACGUGGUAUGCGCAUGGCUUGUCCAGAAUUAACCACAGACGACACCGAAUACUGGGAAGCUCACAAUUUUGGGCUUGAUGAUGACGAGCUGGAGAUCGAUUCAACAGCAUUGAAGCUUGGUCCUUUCCGUCUGGCAGAGAAUAAUGAAAGCAUAGGAAGGCCUGUCAAGUUCGUCGCAUUUAGUCCCGUUCAGCAGCCUGAAGAUAUCAUGGACGAAUAUAUCCGUUUGCGGUGUAUGAACGACCUGUCCAAUACAUGGGGUUACCCUUACGAUGUCCCGCCUUACCUAUCGUUGACCGACAAAGAAAGGUUCAACAUCCUGUCCCAAGAACUACCACCCACAGACGUCGAGCGCUGGAAUUCAUUCGCUGAACUUCACAUGCGUGGACAAUUGUUCCAGUGUCAGUGCGAUGCAUGCCACUACCUUGUCAGUGGUGUCCUUCACCGUUGUGUAGACUGCGACUGCGGU
This is a messenger RNA of Suillus bovinus, 2707 nucleotides long. RefSeq lists its product as uncharacterized. The transcript is spliced from 13 exons. Bases 145 to 2316 code for a protein of 723 amino acids. The record is from RefSeq and is a predicted model, not a curated record. NCBI's taxonomy places the organism in Eukaryota, Fungi, Basidiomycota, Agaricomycetes, Boletales, Suillaceae. Gene Ontology annotation, biological process: cell surface receptor signaling pathway.